UGAGUGAACAAUACAGGUAAAGUUUUGUUUUUUGAGACACCACUGCACUUCUUUUGUUAAUUUUUUUUGGUUGUGAAUGACUCUAAAACUAAGAAUUCCCUAAAAGCUUCGAUUCAAUAGGACGAUCUCUUCUGAGAAAUGGUGAAUAAUGCAAUAUCAUGUUAUACAAAUCCGAUUUUUCAUAUUGGUCAUCUAAAGCUUGAGUCUUUCCUAUGGAACAUGAUCAUUCGUGCCAAGAACCCACGACAUUCUCCAAUCUCUGUCUACCUCCGUAUGCGCCGCCAUUGCGUCAGUCCCGAUUUUCAUACUUUCCCGUUUCUUCUCCCUUCUUUUCACCAUCCCACUCAUCUUCCUCUUGGACAACGAACCCAUGCUCAGAUUCUUCUUUUCGGGCUUCACUCUGACCCCUUUGUCCGCACUUCUCUGCUCAAUAUGUAUUCUUCCUGUGGCGACUUGGCCUCUGCUCACCGCGUCUUCGAUGAGUCUGUCGCUAAGGAUUUACCGGCCUGGAACUCGGUGGUUAACGCCUAUGCCAAAGCCGGUUUGAUCCAUGUUGCCCGUAAACUGUUCGACGAAAUGCCUGAAAGAAACGUGAUUUCCUGGAGCUCCUUGAUGAGUGGGUACGUUACGUGCGGGAGGAACAGAGAAGCGCUCGACUUGUUCCGAGAGAUGCAAUCACCUAAACCAAACCAAGCUUUCGUCAGACCCAACGAGUUCACAAUGUCCACUCUCCUCUCUGCCUGUGGCCGAUUGGGCGCGCUCGAGCAAGGGAAAUGGGUUCAUGCUUACAUCGACAAAUACAAACUCGAGAUUGACAUUGUCUUAGGCACAGCUCUCAUUGAUAUGUACGCCAAAUGUGGGAGCCUCGAGAGAGCAAGACGGGUUUUCAAUGCCUUGGGAUCCAAGAAAGACGUCAAAGCUUACAGUGCUAUGAUAUGUUGCUUAGCAAUGUACGGCCUCACAGAAGAGUGCUUCCAACUCUUCUCUGAGAUGACUAGUAGGAACAAGAUAAACCCAAAUUCGGUGACAUUCGUGGGCGUUCUCGGUGCUUGUGUACAUCGUGGUCUGAUAGAACAAGGAAAAUCAUACUUUGCAAUGAUGAAUGAGAAAUUCGGUAUCACUCCGUCAAUCCAGCAUUAUGGAUGCAUGGUUGAUCUCUACGGAAGAGCUGGUUUAAUCGAAGAAGCAGAGAGCCUUAUAGCGUCUAUGCCUAUGGAGCCUGAUGUACUCAUCUGGGGGUCUCUCUUAAGCGGAUCGAGAAUGCUUGGGGAUAUCAAGACUUGUGAAGCUGCCCUCAAGCGACUCAUCGAGCUAGAUCCCAUGAACAGCGGAGCCUAUGUGCUUCUGUCAAACGUAUAUGCCAAAACUGGGAGGUGGAUGGAAGUUAAGCGUAUCAGACACGAUAUGGAGGUAAAAGGUAUUAAGAAAGUUCCGGGAUGCAGCUCUGUUGAAGUAGAUGGCGUGAUUCACGAGUUUGUUGCAGGAGACGAGUCUCAAGACGACAGCGAAAAGAUUUACGCUAUGCUCGAUGAGAUAAUGCAGAGGCUGAGAGAAGCUGGCUAUGUUUCCGAUACCAAAGAGGUUUUACUUGAUCUUGACGAGGAAGGUAGAAUGGUGGUUUUGUCCUACCACAGUGAGAAACUGGCGAUUGCCUUUUGUCUGAUGAGGACGAGGCCUGGAACUCCGGUGAGGAUCAUCAAGAACCUAAGAAUCUGUGGAGAUUGUCAUCUUGUAAUGAAGAUGAUCUCGAACCUAUAUGGUAGAGAGAUCGUUGUAAGAGAUUGUAAUAGAUUUCAUCACUUUAGAGACGGAUCUUGCUCUUGCAGAGAUUAUUGGUGAUAUAUGUAGUUGCGGAC
Molecule: messenger RNA, 1856 nt
Organism: Eutrema salsugineum
Lineage: Eukaryota; Viridiplantae; Streptophyta; Magnoliopsida; Brassicales; Brassicaceae
Product: pentatricopeptide repeat-containing protein At3g62890
Exons: 2
Coding region: 139-1839 (566 amino acids)
Biological process (GO): RNA modification
Molecular function (GO): RNA binding; protein binding; zinc ion binding
Source: RefSeq, a predicted model, not a curated record